AACAAGUGGCAAGAUAAAAACAGGAGGUGGAUCUGACUACUAGUGACGAUCUUUCAGUGCUGUUGGUGAGUGCUCCGGCAAAUGGAAACAGUUCCUGAAGGCAAGCUGGAUGUUUCGCACGCUACUUUGCUCAGUAACCACCCACACGAGACACCCUCCUCAUCGCAGAGGACCUCACUAUUCCAAGGAAUCUACAAGUGCAAUUUGAGAAAGUCAACCAGGAACGAGAUAGAGAAGAUACAACUGAUGGGAGGAGAAUGAGUUAUGAAGGCAACAAAGUGGAGGCUUCCUCCACGUCGUAUACCAAUUGUCAACAAGACCAAUCCUCAGACAUGAGCGAAGGAGGAGGAGGAUGUUGGUGGUCAUGCUGGUGGCAGGAGAGACAUACGGUGGUGUUGUUGGGUUUCCUGGGGAUCACGAUAGUGUACAUAACUCGCAUCAACCUCUCCAUCGCUAUCGUGGCCAUGGUCGGCUCUACGAACACCACCUCUAACCUCUCGAAUACCUGCCCCGCCCCCAGCGACAAUAGCAGUGAUGUGGUUAUGGAAGGAGAAUUCGAUUGGAACGAACAGACUCAGGGGCUCAUCCUGGGGGCCUUCUUUUACGGGUAUAUCCCCUCCAAUUUUUUCGGGGGCCGCAUGGUUGAGUACCUGGGUCCGCGCCUCAUGUUCGGAACGGGCGUGGUGGGUCCGUCCGUCCUGACACUACUCUCCCCGUUGUGUGCCUCAGUGUCCUCCAGCCUCUUCGUCGCCCUCAGGGUAAUGGAAGGACUCAUACAGGGAGUGACCUUCCCGUCCAUGCACUACAUGAUGUCUGCUUGGAUUCCACCCAAGGAAAAGGCCAAGUUCUCCAGUAUGAUCUUCUGUGGUAUGCAGGUGGGUACGGUGCUGGCUAACGCCGUGGGUGGUUGGCUGUGCAGCACCAACUUCCUUGGAGGGUGGCCGUCGGCGUUCUACCUGCCUGGCAUUAUCGGUGUGAUCUGGGGGAUCCCUUGGUUCCUUCUAGCCCGCGACCGACCUGAGUACCACCCAAGGAUCUCUCAGAAAGAGCUUACCUACAUCCUCACUCACCGAAGCUUUGUCACAGGAAGAAAGACAGUCACCAUCCCCUGGAGAUCGUUGGGGAAUUCAGUACCGUUCUGGACUCUGAUGGUGACGUGUUUCGGCUAUUCCUUUGGUUUCAACACACUCCUCACUGAGCUUCCCACCUACCUCAGUAAUAUGAUGCAUUUCGACAUGGGCAGCAGUGGUUUGAUGGCAGCGCUGCCCUAUCUGGUCCAGACGGUGGUGUCAGUGGCGUGGGGGAUCGGGGCGGGCUUCCUCACCACCCAUAACAAAGUCACCAUCAACAUCCUCAGGAAAGUCUCUACCGGGUUUGCCUUGUACGGGUCCGGAUUAGCUCUCUUGGCCAUGACACUGGUGGGGUGCGACUCCACACUGGCCUUGGUGUUCAUGAGCUUGGGUUUAGGUGCCCAGGGAGCCAUCAACAGCGGGUCGGUAAUCUCGGAGCAGGAUAUCGCACCUAACUUAGCGGGAACACUAAAGGGCAUCACGAAUUCCCUGGGUUCAGUGACGGGUAUCCUGGCUCCCUUGAUCACUGGUGCCAUCAUCAACAAUAAUCAAACUUUAACCGCUUGGAGGAGCGUCUUCAUCAUAAGCGCAGUGAUCAACUUUAUCUGCUGCACCGUCUUUAUGAUAUUUGGCACCAAUAAAGUACAACCUUGGAAUGAACCCGAUAAAACCAAGAUUCCAAAAUAUUCUAGUGAGAAGAAUGAAGGAAAUGGUCUGAGGAUAUAAUUCGUGAGAUGGUGAUUUUGCCUUGUUGGGUCCCCUGGUCCAUAUGAGCGAGCUGACCUGAGGGCCACAACAUACAAUGGCGGCCAUUUUGAGGCUCAUAUCCUUCACUCACACAGCGACAGACCCCCGUGAAAGAACUUGUAGUGGAAUUCUCCCCUACAAACGCUGUUUGUCGCUGCCUAGCCGACCCCACCAAUUCCCCAGUGUAUGCCUC
Molecule: messenger RNA, 2010 nt
Organism: Homarus americanus (American lobster)
Lineage: Eukaryota; Metazoa; Arthropoda; Malacostraca; Decapoda; Nephropidae
Product: putative inorganic phosphate cotransporter
Exons: 11
Coding region: 258-1796 (512 amino acids)
Biological process (GO): transmembrane transport; monoatomic anion transport
Molecular function (GO): transmembrane transporter activity
Source: RefSeq, a predicted model, not a curated record